AUGGCUGCAUCAUCGUCGCAGCUAGCGCCUUCCGCAUUCCGCGGAGCACGCCUCCGCGCAAUCAAGGGGUCCGGGGAAGGGGAGAAGGGGAAGCAAGGACCGCUGAAAGUAGAGGAGGAGGAGGAGGAGGAGGAGGAAGAGGAGGAGGACUGGGAGGAGGAAGAGUGGGAAGAUGAAAUCGACGAUUUAGACGAAGAGGAGGAGGGUUUAGAGGAGGGAGAGCAGGAAGGGGAGGUGGACGAGGAGGAGGACGAUGCUGUUGUACAGAUGGCAGCAGCGGAUUGGGAGAGAGCAGCGAUGGCGGUGGUGGUGGAGGCGAUAGAGAAGCAGGACGAGAGCAGGCGCAAGGGCUGGCGGCGGCGACGGGAGGUCACGGAGGAGGUACCGGAGCAUCUGCUGCCUCGAGUGGCCAUAGUGGGGCGACCCAAUGUGGGCAAGUCAGCUCUCUUCAACCGCCUCGUGGGGCGCAACAUAGCCAUAGUGCAUGACGAGCCUGGGGUGACAAGGGACAGGCUGUACGCGCGUGCUCUCUGGGAGGGCCAGCAGUUCCUUCUCACGGACACCGGAGGCCUCAUGGACGCACCCAAUGCUGCUGCUGCUGGUGCCGGUGGUGGUGCUGCCGCUGCUGGUGGUGAUCGCAACAUAGCCAUAGUGCAUGACGAGCCUGGGGUGACAAGGGACAGGCUGUACGCGCGUGCUCUCUGGGAGGGCCAGCAGUUCCUUCUCACGGACACCGGAGGCCUCAUGGACGCACCCAAUGCUGCCGCUGCUGCUGCUGCUGCUGCUACCAGUGGUGCUAGCGGUGCUGCUGGUGCUGCUGCUGCGGCUGCUGAUGGUGCAGAGGGUGUGGGUGUGAAGAGGGGCAAGGGCGGUAGGGGCGGGAGGGCAGGGCGGGGAUCAGCUUCGUCCACUGCAUUGUUGGCACUGGCCAAGGCCGAUGGCGUCGCGGUCAUCGGUGGUGGCGGCCGAUUGGCCAACGAGCGGGCGGCAAAGGAGGCUGAGGUGGCGGGUUUGCCGGAGCUGAUUGGCCGACAGGCUGCUGCUGCCGUGGAGGAGGCUGAUGCGAUCAUCAUGGUGGUGGAUGGGCAGGUGGGUGAUGAUACACGGUUGUCCUCUACAGGGUCGAUGGGCAAGGGUUUUGCUUUAGAGGCUGGCGCAACAGCUGCUGACGUGGAGAUUGCUCAGUGGCUGCGGCGGCGCCACGUGGCAAGCAGCAAGCCGGUGUUUCUGGCAGUGAACAAGUGUGAAUCACCCACCAAGGGGCUCCUGCAAACCGCAGAAUUCUGGUCUCUGGGCCUGACCCCCAUGGCUGUAUCUGCCCUGUCAGGCACGGGCACGGGCGACCUGCUGGAUGAGCUGAUGAAGGCUCUGCCGUCCGCUGAGCAAAGCACAGGCAUGGGCACGGGCAUGGGUGACCUGCUGGAUGAGCUGAUGAAGGCUCUGCCGUCACAGGAGGAACCCGAAUCGUCCACUUCUCUUUCCGCGAUCACCGGCAGCGACACUGCUGCUACCACACAGCUGGGGCGAGUGUCUCUGGCAAUAGUGGGGCGGCCCAACGUGGGCAAGAGCAGCAUAGUGAACGCGCUGCUGGGGGAGGAGAGGACCAUCGUGAGCCCUGUCAGCGGCACCACCAGAGACGCUAUCGACUCCAAAUUCACCGGGCCAGAUGGACAGCUGAUAGAUUAUUUCCCCUUACCACCCGGCACCACCCGCGAUGCCAUUGACUCCAAGUUCACCGGACCAGACGGACAGGAGUACACAUUGAUCGAUACAGCGGGUGUGCGCAGGCGAGCAGCAGUGGCAGCAGGCAGCAGGGCGGAGGGGCUGUCAGUGAAUCGCGCGCUGAGGGCCAUCAGGCGGGCGGACGUGGUGGGGCUGGUGGUUGAUGCCAUGCUGUGUGUCACAGAGCAGGACCUUCGACUGGCGGAGCAGAUAGAGAGGGAGGGCAAGGCGUGUGUGGUGAUAGUGAACAAGUGGGACACGGUGCCGGAUAAAGACGCCACCAGCACAGUGAGCUACACGGAGGACGUGCGGGGGAAGCUGCGCUCCAUGCCCUGGGCUCCGCUGGUGUUCACCUCUGCGACCACGGGGCAGAGAGUGGCCAAGUGA
Molecule: messenger RNA, 2109 nt
Organism: Closterium sp. NIES-65
Lineage: Eukaryota; Viridiplantae; Streptophyta; Zygnematophyceae; Desmidiales; Closteriaceae
Source: the annotation of a GenBank genome assembly